This is a messenger RNA of Tachysurus fulvidraco (yellow catfish), 1864 nucleotides long. Its product is annotated as semaphorin-4E-like. NCBI's taxonomy places the organism in Eukaryota, Metazoa, Chordata, Actinopteri, Siluriformes, Bagridae. Gene Ontology annotation, biological process: neural crest cell migration; axon guidance; semaphorin-plexin signaling pathway. The coding region runs from base 114 to 791 and encodes 225 amino acids. The transcript is spliced from 5 exons. The record is from RefSeq and is a predicted model, not a curated record. Gene Ontology annotation, molecular function: semaphorin receptor binding; chemorepellent activity.
GACCUCCCUGUUAAAAAGGUUCUGAGCAGCCCCUACUGGUGAAGAAAGGAGCUGCGUUUACUCGUAUAGUGGUGGCCAGCACUACUGCCCUGAAUGGGAGCAGCCAUCAGGUCAUGUUUAUUGGCACAGCAAGUGGUUCAGUGCUGAAAGCAGUCAACUAUGACGGAAAGAUGGUGAUAAUAGAGGAGGUGCAGCUUUUUAAGCAGUCUGAGCCAGUAAAGAUAUUGCGGCUCUUCGUCACCCUGGGUCAGCUGUAUGCAGGCUCAGAGGAAGCAACGGUGCAGAUGCCACUUAGUACAUGUGACCAUUACGCUUCCUGUAUGGACUGUGUGCUGGCCAGAGACCCUUACUGCAGCUGGGACCUCAGCGCUGAACGCUGCAUUGCUAUAAAAAACAUUCAUCCAGAUAAACACAGUGAGGUGGUUCAGUGUCUGAGAGAUGGAAAUGCUGCAUGUUGUCCUGCAGUCGGUAUGCAAACAGAAAGUACUACGGUCAUUAAAACCUUCUAUCCUGGUAACGAGGUCAGGUUGCUUUGCCAGCCAGGACCAAACCUGGCCCGAGUGCAGUGGAGCAUAAACAAUCACACAAUUCAAAACUCCAACAAGUACCACAAUCUUCACAACAACCUGUUGAUCCUCAAUGCCUCGGACAGCGACAACGGUAUCCUGGCUUUCCUCAGUAUCCUGGCCAUUAUACCAACACUGAUGUUUUUAGUUCUUGUGGUAUGGAACUUCUACAAAGGGCAUUUUGCUGACCAGAGAAGUUCGAAAAAAGCUGAGGAAAAUCCCUAGAGUGUCUGUCUGUCAGGAGCCACUGCAAAUUGUUCAAGAAAGUUCAACAGAAAUAACAAUCAACAGAAUAGCUAAAUCCCCCGAUAUGACAAACCAGCAUAAUGGAGACAAAUUGCUCCAGUGAAGUUUAUUGUUUAUUUUGCAGACACCUCAAUGAUGAAUGCAACAUAAUCCAGUUUCAAAGCUCAAACCACACAAUCUGAACUAAUUGGAGAAUUAAAAACACUUUGUUAUUUUUAGACUUCAGUAUUGCUUAAAGCCCUAAAGCACUGAAACGGGUUUAAGCACAGUAUAUUAAAAACAAAGGCCAAAAUAGAUGUGAAGAUGUAUUUUGAAUUUUGAGAAUUUUGUGAGACAUUUUUUACUGUAAAAUCUUCUGUGUACAGAACCAUUAUUUUCAGUCUGUGUGACUUGUAAGGAAAAUCAAAUACGUUUAAGUUGUUAAAAAAAGAUUUGUAUUGUUACAAAAUAAUAGGAAGACAACCAUUCAAAUCUAAUCAUUUGAGAAGAGUCAACAAUAUCCAGAAUUUGCUUUACUAUCAUUUUAAUUAUCAUCCACAUAUCUGUCAACUUACUUUUGUUCCCAUGAGACCUGGUGUAAAAGAUUAUUCACGUAGAAGUUUAAACUUAAAGACAAGAUAACUGUUUGUAUAGAUGUCUUGAGCAUCAGCUUCUCAUCUCCUGUAGCGAUAGCGCUUGAUACAAAACCACAGUUGAAGAUGCCAUUAGCAAACUGGCAGCAGAAGUCGUGUCGAUGCAAUCACUCCCAUUCAUGGUUGACCAUCUUAAACACGACGUCCUCGUAGGGCGGCCUGGCGUGAAAACGAAAGGAUGCCAAUGUCCUUGUUAUCCGGGCUCGGCUCAAGGAAGUACUGAGGCAUGGAACGUUUGUUGAUCAGGUCCGGGUAGAAGAUGUUAAACUAGAAGACGGAAGACUAGGAAGAUGUUAACCUAGAAGACUAGGAGAGACGGGUAGAGGAAAGAGCGCAGCACAAAAGGUCAGCACCGCUGACUCGGAGUCGCUGUAUACCACUGAGCUUUGUCCACACUCCUGGCAGGAAACAAAAAAAUAA